AUGUCAUCAAUCGACGAUUCAUUCAUCAGCGAUGAAGAAGAAGAGUUCUGUCCCUUAUGUGUGGAGGAGAUGGACAUCAGCGACAAGAACUUCAAACCAUGUCCAUGCGGAUACCAGAUUUGCCAGUUUUGUUACAACAAUAUCAAGCAGAUUCCUGAGUUAAAUGGAAGAUGCCCUGGUUGUAGGAGACUUUACGAAGAUUCGACUGUCGAGUACAAAUCCGUUUCAGCUGAAGAGUUCAAAAUGCAACAGAUGAAGCGUGAUAGAAGAGAACGUGAUAAGAAGCAAAAAGAAAAGGAAAAGAAGGAGAGUGAGUUGGCCAGCAAGAAACACUUGGCAGGAAUCAGAGUGGUUCAAAAGAAUUUGGUCUAUGUCACUGGUUUAAAUCCUCCCUGUAAUCCAGAAGACUUGCAUUCGGUGUUGAGGUCCGACAGAUACUUUGGUAGAUACGGGAAGAUCCUGAAGAUUGUCAUCAACAAAAAGGCACCUCCAAACGCUCCAGGAGCGGUGCACCACCAUCAAAACCCCGGUCUCGUUGUGUAUGUAACAUUCGCGAAGAAGGAAGAUGCCUUGAGGUGUAUCAAUGAUAUGGAUGGAUCUUUGUUGGAUGGAAAGAUCUUGAGAGCUGCUCAUGGUACUACCAAGUAUUGUUCCAGUUACUUGAGAGGUCACCCAUGCCAAAACCCCAACUGCAUGUUUUUACAUGAGCCUGGUGAAGAAGCCGAUUCUUAUACUAGAAAAGACUUGUCUACACAACAGGGUAUAAAAAUGGGCACUAUGAAUAGAGUUUCAAGCUCAUCAAAUCUUGAAUCUCAAGACACCAGUACGGGAGUAGCACCUUCCCAGCUGAACGAAGAAGAAGAGCCUAAGGAAGAGGCAAAGGAGCCAGCCGUGUUACCUGCAACCGCUCACUGGGCCAAAGCUAACUCCAACACCUCAUCUCCAGCUGUUGAUAACAAUGCUGCGUUGGCAAACCCUUCGGCAUUCCCUACUUUGGGAGAGAUAUUUAAAGAGCAAAAGCAAACCACAACUCCAACCAAGCCUUCAAAGAAAAAGAAGAAGGAUGCAGCUGAUGAUAGUGAUAGUGAUGAAGCCUAUGCUCCUUUGCAGGUGUUGGACGAGAUUACCACCAAUUUGAAGAAUUUGACUCACAAGGGAGAGAAGCUUGUAGUUAAGUUCAACGAAGAGUUCGAAAAUUUCACUGAGAGCACCGGCACGUUCUUGCCAUUGUUCCAUUUUAACAAGGAUCUUCCAAAAGAUUUGAGCAAGGUGGAUAAUGGUCAAGAAAAGUCAUCUUCCAAGAGAAUCAUAGAAACCUAUUUGUUGAGACCCAUUAAGAACUACCAUUUGGCUUACCAAAACCACCCUAUAAUUCAACAACAAAUCUUGUUACAACAACAGCAACAACAGCAAAAGUUGAACGUGGACCCAGGUGCUAGUGCCCAACAGCAACAACAGCAAUUGCUAUUGUUGCAACAACUUCAAAACCAACAGGCUCCUCAUUCUCAACAGGUUCCCCAACAACAGAUCACUUCUCAAAAGAUUCCCCAACUGGCACCUCCACAAGGACUGCAGGGUCAAUCACAAAACGGUCCAAUUCCUCAACCCAUUGGAGUUGGUCUGGCUGGUGCUCCUCCUGGGUUAGUUAACAAUUCUUCCAGCUCCCAGUUGUUAAAUCAAUUGAUGACUGGCAAAAGAUAA
Molecule: messenger RNA, 1701 nt
Organism: Yamadazyma tenuis ATCC 10573
Lineage: Eukaryota; Fungi; Ascomycota; Pichiomycetes; Serinales; Debaryomycetaceae
Gene: NOT4
Product: CCR4-NOT core ubiquitin-protein ligase subunit
Biological process (GO): protein ubiquitination
Cellular component (GO): CCR4-NOT complex
Molecular function (GO): RNA binding; ubiquitin-protein transferase activity; metal ion binding
Source: RefSeq, a predicted model, not a curated record